AUGGACCCGAUACACUCCUCAAACGGAUUCUUUGCAACCCCGUCCCUUCCGGCCGCCGUCGCCGCGGCGACAACGAGGCACAAGCAGGGAAACUUCGUCAUAUCGACUCGCAAACUCCCCAUUUCCAAAGCUGGUCCCAUUGAUCAGAUGACCGAACGCCUGCGUAUCCCGGUCCCAGAGAUGAUCUUCGGCGACAACCUCGUCUCUAUCACACACGAACCUACAGGGUGGUGCCUACGGUUCGAAGCACUCGACGCCCUCGAUCGCGUCGACAAGACAGAUCGCAACAUGCUCCAAGUCGCCUACGCGCGGGAUUGGUCAAGUAGCCGCAUGAACACCACCGCCGGCAUCCGCGAGGUGGUCAAGCCGUACGAUUGGAGCUACUCCACCGACUAUUGCGGUACCCUGGACGUGCCAUCGGGCAACGCUUGUCGUGAGACCGGGAAAGGGGCCAGCCAAGAAGAAGAGAAAGAAGACGCCGCCGAAGAAAAGAGGGAGGUGAAUAUGGGAAGGUUAGCUUUCGAGCCGUCGAAGGAAAAGAUCCCCCUAGAGCUUCUUAAGCGGCGGGAUCCAAUUCUCUUCUUCGACGAGGUGAUGCUGUACGAGUCCGAGCUAGACGACAACGGCAUCUCCCUGUUCAGCGUCAAGGUCCGCGUCCACCAGCACCGGAUGCUGCUGCUCUGUCGGCUUUUCAUGCGCCUCGACAAUGUCAUCGUGCGGGUCCGCGACACCCGCGUUUACGUCGACUUCACACAAGACAUUGUACUACGCGAGUACACCGCCAAAGAAGACAGUUUCCAGAACGUCAAGAGGGCUCUCUACAUGUCGGGUCGGUUACCUGACGACAUCACCAUUGCUCUACGGGAUCCCAACAUCCUCGCACCGUUGCUACCGAUUGUUGAACAGAGGAUAGAAGAGGUUAGGCUAGGCUAG
This is a messenger RNA of Sodiomyces alkalinus F11, 933 nucleotides long. RefSeq names its product type 2A phosphatase activator TIP41. The record is from RefSeq and is a predicted model, not a curated record. The transcript is spliced from 2 exons. Gene Ontology annotation, cellular component: cytosol. Gene Ontology annotation, biological process: TOR signaling. The coding region runs from base 1 to 933 and encodes 310 amino acids. Lineage: Eukaryota; Fungi; Ascomycota; Sordariomycetes; Glomerellales; Plectosphaerellaceae.